ACAACCUCUGCUAGCAGCAGGGCAAAGCCGAUUCCCCUUCCCCACACCCACCCUCUGAGGAGGGGCUUUCAUGAUUUUAAUUCCCUGCUGCGGGGGGGGGGGAAGCAAAUGAAAGAGCUGUAUAAAGGGAGCCCUUCAGCGCUGUUGGGGCCCUUUAAGAUGAAGGCAAGACUGUCAUCUGGAAGCGGAAAAGUUGUGCGCGGCUCGGGCAGAGCGCAGCGGACAAUGCCCAGGUCCAAGGCGGCUGAAUCUCCCCCGGGGCCGGAAGGCUCCGGCUCCGGCUCCGGCUCCGGCUCCAGCCCCCACUGAGGCGCGGGAGGAGGCGGCUUCACCUUCAGCUGGCCCCUAACCCUAGCGCGGGGGGAGCCAGGCGGCUGGGGCUGGGCCAGGGGAGCCGAGCCGCCUGCUUCGGCGGGUGCCGCGGCAGCUCCAGCCGCGCUGCGGGGAAGGAAGGAAGGAAGGAAGGAGGGGAGCGAAGAGCGCGCGGCUGCCCGGGGAGCGCUCGCCGGCGGCGGCGGAGCCGGGCCGCUGUGCCCGGGCGGCGGCAGGCAGAGCCCCGGCGCGGAGCCCUCGGCCGCCGGGCUGCGCGGCGCGGAGCGGAGCGGAGCGGGGCCCCCGAGCGCGGGUGCUGCAGCAGGGACCCCGGGCCGGGCCGGGCCGGGCCGGGCCGGGCGGAGGAUGCUGCCGCCGAGCGCCGGGACAGACGGAGCCUGCGGCUGGAGCGCGGAGCCGGCGGCCGCCCGCGCCCCCUGACACGCGGGGGGAUCCCGCCAGCUACUAAGACAACCUGAGAAGAAGCUCCAUGAAGGUGACCAGCCAUGCAAUGUUCCUGGAAGGCUGUCCUCCUACUAGCUUUGGCAUCCAUUGCUAUCCAGUACACAGCUAUCCGAACUUUCACUGCCAAAUCCUUCCACAGCUGUCCUAUCCCCAACCCAGUGAACUGCAGCCUGAGCCAGGAGACUGAUUCAGCCGACAGGCUAUGUGACGAGAACCCCACCUUCACUUACAACCUCUCCAGGAAGACGCACGUCCUUAUCCUGGCCACCACCAGGAGUGGCUCUUCUUUUGUUGGACAGCUGUUUAACCAGCACUUUGAUGUCUUCUAUUUAUUUGAGCCCCUGUACCAUGUCCAGUACACCCUGAUCCCAAAGCUGACACAGAGCAAGAGCACCACUGACAGGCGGGUCAUGCUGGGUGCCAGCAGAGACCUGCUGAGGAGCCUUUAUGACUGUGACCUCUACUUCCUGGAGAACUACAUCAAACCCCAACCAGUGAACCACACGACAGACCGGCUCUUCCGCAGAGGGGCCAGCAAGGCCCUGUGCUCUCCUCCGGUUUGCGAAUCUCUGGGGCCCAUCGACCUCCACCUGGAGGAAGGGGACUGUGUAAAAAAAUGUGGCACCUUGAACCUGACAUUGGCCACAGAGUCUUGCAAAGAGCACGGGCAUGUGGCCAUCAAAACAGUGCGUGUGCCAGAGGUCAGUGACCUCAGGGCCUUGGUGGAGGACCCUAGACUAAACCUGAAGGUCAUACAGUUGGUGAGAGAUCCCAGGGGUAUCUUGGCUUCCAGGAGUGAGACCUUCCGGGACACCUACAGGCUGUGGAGGAUCUGGGAUGGCACUGGCAGGAAGCCAUACAACCUGGAUGUGACUCAGCUCACCACAGUCUGCGAAGACUUCCUGAACUCUGUUUCCACGGGGCUAAACAGGCCCCCUUGGCUCAAAGGAAAGUACAUGCUAGUGAGAUAUGAAGACCUGGCCCGAAACCCUAUGAAAAAGACUGAGGAGAUUUAUGACUUCCUGGGCAUCCCCAUGGACAGCAACGUUGAGAGAUGGAUACAGAACAACACGCGAGGAGACAAGUCCUCGGCCAAACACAAGUAUGGGACCGUCCGAAAUUCAGCAGCAACAGCGGAGAAAUGGCGGUUCCGCCUCUCCUAUGAGAUUGUGGAGUUUACGCAGAACGCCUGCCAGCAGGUGCUAGCGCAGCUCGGUUACAAAAUGGCGGGGUCUGAGGAAGAGCUGAAAAACCUUUCCAUCAGCCUCGUGGAAGACAGGGACUUCCUGCCCUUCUCGUAACACAGCCAUUGGGGGCUUGUGCUCUAUUUUUAAUAUCUAACUGUUGCCUUAUUUUAUUUUAAUUUGUUCCCCACCCAAACCCCCUUUUUCUCUCCAAAAUUUGCACUAAAUCUUGAAUGGGAAUCUCAAUGGAGUUACAGUGAAGAAGCUGUCACCUCUCACCAAUGUGCUUUGGACGCAAAGGAAUUGGGUCUCAGAGCAAGAGCUAAAACUGUGGAUGGGUAAUAAUGUUUACAAAACACACACACACACACACACACACUGUAUAAAAACAUCCUUCAAGCUUUCCAAACCGAAGGGUACCUGGGGUACUGUACUUUUGCACUGUUUACUUUUACAAUGUAAGAGAUAAAUCUAUAUAUAUAUAUAUAUAUAUAUAUAUAUAUAUAUAUAAUUUAUGAAUGGUGUUGUCACUUCAAGAAUAAUUCCCUUUGCCUCCUGAUUAUAAGCAGGUUAUACUUUUAGCUGAAUGUGGAAUAACCUCGUUUUUGAUCUUGUUUCGAUAUGUCUGUUUGUUUAAGUCAUGUUAUCGGGCUGGGCAGUCAGUCGAUCGUUGAUCCAUGGUUGUUUGGUAACACCUGUGAUAUUUCUUUGAGCCAAAAGAAGUUGAUUGGGCGGUUUGGCAAAAAGAAACAAAAUUAAUGCUUUAUUUCUGUGUUUUCUGUAAAUAAAAGAGUGCAAUAAAACUGA
Molecule: messenger RNA, 2768 nt
Organism: Alligator mississippiensis (American alligator)
Lineage: Eukaryota; Metazoa; Chordata; Crocodylia; Alligatoridae
Gene: CHST1
Product: carbohydrate sulfotransferase 1
Exons: 2
Coding region: 819-2078 (419 amino acids)
Biological process (GO): keratan sulfate proteoglycan metabolic process; N-acetylglucosamine metabolic process; carbohydrate metabolic process
Cellular component (GO): Golgi membrane
Molecular function (GO): keratan sulfotransferase activity; N-acetylglucosamine 6-O-sulfotransferase activity
Source: RefSeq, a predicted model, not a curated record